AUGGUCGGCGCCGACGCAGCAGCCCCUGGCUUCCCCAAGGGUGUGUACACAAUGGCUGAGAGGGGAAAAAGGUACCCCAUAAUGGUCAUCAUGAAGCAGCAGUCCAAGAGGCACCUGAUCGUAGCGGUCCGCGGGAGCGGCACUCAGCUGGAGUGGGCUCGCAGUGAGUGCGGCCACAGCGGCGGCCGCGGCCGGGCGGGCGGGGGCCCCGGCGGCGGCGUGGAUAUUGGGGCGCGCUGCGGAUCGCCAGCUGCUGGGGCGUCGGGCGGCACAGGCGGCUCUGACGCCGCCAGGUUCCCGGGCGAGACACACAUUGGCUUCACCCUCGGCUUCGAUGACCUCUGGCCGCAGCUGCGCGACGCCCUGGAGGCGGAGGUGGCGCCUCAAGCGGGUGCGGCCAAGCCCCCCGGCAGCCGGAUGGCCGCAGUGACCAUCACAGGUCACUCCCAGGGGGCGGCGCUUGCGACGCUCCUCUCCUACGCGGCCCAGACCUACCUUGAUUACCGCAAGGCUGGUGUGAAAGUGGGCCUGAUUGCUUUUGGCAGCCCCAAUGUCGGCGAUAGCACGUUCGUUCAGAGACUGAGCGCCACCGUCAACAUCCGCCGCGUCACCUUUGAAAACGACCCCUUCCCCAUGCUGCCCUGCGCCAGCGCCAAAGGCGCAAAGGAGGCCUCCAUGCCUGCCUGCAACAACGGCAUCGUGCCCAGCGAAAUUGCCGACGACGCCGCUGCUGCUGCGGCAACACUGAGCAUGGCGCGUCAUCGAUCUGGCCGUGGCGACGCGCCCACUUACUGGAGCGACUACCAGCCGACAGCUGGCGAGGUCCUGAUCAAGGCGUCAGACAUGCCCGUGCAGCCAGAUGCGUGGUCCUACACCAACCACCUGAAUGUGGCGGUACCCAAGGGCUCCGUCGCUGCCGUGCACGGGUGCUCAUAUGCCUGCUUCCUCAGGCAGUUUUCCCGCAGCGACUCAGCGAACAACAACUGCCUCUUGAAGCAAGCCCCAGAGGGUACUGAGCUGGCAAGCAAGAACAGCUACUGCCCAAACUUCCCUUCAGGCGGCGCCGACGAGUGGCCCGUGGCGACCAUUGACCGGCAGCUUUUCACUGACAACUCGGCCUUCCCAGAGGCCGGGGCGCGCCCGCCAAUGUUCUUCAAUAAUCUGCAGGGCUCUACGGUGAUCAACGGCACCAAGUACCCCAACUUCCUGCUGUUCCACCCCCGCGACCACAUCUCAUGGUGGGCCAGCCACCCCCACCUGGACUCCCAGGAGGCGAGGCGCAACAAGCUCUCCCCCUCGAUCAGCAUGCGCGAGUUCGUCGCCACCGGCUGCAAGGAGACCGGGGACGACCACGCCCCCUACGUAUGCCCGAGCAGCGUCCUUACGCCGAACCCCGGUGUGACGAAGGCGACCAAGCUGGCUGACUACACAAAGCUCAGCAUUGACCACGUCAACAGCACCUCCGUUGUGCGGAGCCUGGAGAGCAACAGGAUAUACUACGCAGUGCGCGGCUGCUCGCGCAUGGGGUGCGCGUGGUCGGUCCGCACCGAGCACAACUGGGAGGAGGCCCCCGAUGGCAAGGGGCUGCUGAUGUCGACCCGCCAGGAGAUUGGGCUGAGGUGGAAGCUGGCUACCAAGCACAUCAACCCGCGCAUUGUCGAUGCAUGGCGCAACGGCGUGGCUCCUGACAAGAAGUGA
This is a messenger RNA of Monoraphidium neglectum, 1698 nucleotides long. RefSeq lists its product as hypothetical. Lineage: Eukaryota; Viridiplantae; Chlorophyta; Chlorophyceae; Sphaeropleales; Selenastraceae. Gene Ontology annotation, biological process: lipid metabolic process. The record is from RefSeq and is a predicted model, not a curated record. Bases 1 to 1698 code for a protein of 565 amino acids. The transcript is spliced from 12 exons.